GGGAGAGGGAUGUUACUCUUUCCUGGGGAUGCUGAGAGCACUGCGGAGUUGAGCUGCAACGCCGUUCCGAGGGAAAGAAUUGCCGUGAGCUAUGGACGACGAACAGUUCCGAGCAGCAGGCCACCAGCUUGUGGACUUCGCCGUCAGUUACUGGCAAGGAAUCCGGAACCGGCCAGUACUCCCAGAUGUCACGCCGGGCUUCAUGGCAAGCCUAUUACCGGCUGAACCACCGACCCAUCCGGAGAAAUGGCAGGACAUAUUCGACGACAUAGAAAGGGUCAUAAUGCCUGGUAUGACUCACUGGCAGUCUCCAAAUUUCUUCGCUUACUUCCCAACUGGCCAGAGCCCUCCGUCCAUCUUGGCGGACAUACUCAGCUCUACCCUCGCUACUGUUGGCUUCUCCUGGGUGGCAAGUCCGGCGAGUACUGAACUGGAGAUGGUAGUCGUGGACUGGUUAGGAAAAGCAAUUCAGCUGCCUGACCAGUUCCUCUUUUCGACGCCCGGCAUCAGGGGCGGAGGUGUGAUCCAGAGUACUGCAAGCGAAUGCACUCUCACAGCUGUACUGGCUGCUAAGACGAAAAUGACAUCACGUGUAAUAGAGAGGAACCCAUCGCUGACCCCCAGUCAGGUGUGGGACAAGCUUGUCGUGUAUGCAUCAUCCCAGGCACACUCGUCUGUCGAGCGAGCAGCCCUACUGGCAUCUGUGCGCUUCCAUGUUCUAAACACUGACGACAACUUGAGCGUACGUGGAUCUGCACUACGUGAAGUUAUACGAGAAGACAGAGAAAUGGGAUACAUCCCAAUGGCCAUGGUGGCGACACUGGGAACCACCAGUUCUUGCGCUUUCGACAACCUGCGAGAGAUUGGUCCAGUUUGUGAAACUGAAGGAAUUUGGCUGCACGUGGAUGCUGCUUAUGCUGGGUCAGCCUUCAUAUGUCCUGAGUUCAGGCAUUACAUGGAUGGAGUAGAGCUCGUUUCGUCAUUCGGUCUCAACCCACACAAAUGGUUGCUUGUUAAUGUAGACUGCUCAGUUAUGUGGUUUCGAGACAGAACUGACAUUGAGGAAGCGUUCAAAGUGAAUCCUCUCUACUUGAAGCACGAGAACCAAGGAGGGAAGGUGCCCGACUACCGUCACUGGACCAUCCCACUGGGACGCAGAUUCCGGUCUUUAAAAUUAUGGUUUGUGUUCCGAUGCUAUGGAAUCAUUGGCUUGCAGAACUUCAUACGACAGCAAGUGGAACUUGCAAAGGAGUUCGAGAGGUACGUCAAGCAAGACAGUCGUUUCGAGGUUGUAUUUCCUGUGGUUAUGGGGCUCGUAUGCUUCCGAUAUAAGGGAUCAAACAGAGAAAACGAAGCUCUUCUGCAGAUUCUCCAAGAGCGGAGGAACAUAUACCUGACGCCGACAAAACUUCGGGGGACAUUUGUGCUGAGGUUCGCAAUCUGCAGUAGAAUGACCAAUAGCUCAGACGUUUUCAACGCUUGGAAUGAAAUCUGUGAUGCCUUCGAGAUACUCAAGUCAACAAAACCAGCUAUUUUUCGCAAGAACCAUUACAAAAGAGAAGAGAGUGUAGACACUGGACCACAUGGCUUGGUGAAAAGAAUGCCUCUCCAGGGAGAAACUAGCCAUUACAUAAACAACAGGUCGUACAAAAGCAGACUGACAGAAAAGUACUACCAACUAAAGGAGUGGAUGUUCAAGAAUUAGCGGAGCCACACGGAACCUCAAGCACUAAUAACCAUGAAGCACUACCAUCAAAUCGAAAGACAAGGAAAAAUGUGCCAACAAAUGCGCGCAAAGUGGCUGCAAUAUGCUUGCAAUUUCCCUUGUUCCUUGACGUAAACCAACCUUGUGUCAAACUCGAGCGAAUAAAACAAUGAAACGCCAGUAAA
Molecule: messenger RNA, 1890 nt
Organism: Ornithodoros turicata
Lineage: Eukaryota; Metazoa; Arthropoda; Arachnida; Ixodida; Argasidae
Product: aromatic-L-amino-acid decarboxylase-like
Exons: 15
Coding region: 92-1705 (537 amino acids)
Biological process (GO): serotonin biosynthetic process; amino acid metabolic process; catecholamine metabolic process
Cellular component (GO): cytoplasm
Molecular function (GO): pyridoxal phosphate binding; aromatic-L-amino-acid decarboxylase activity
Source: RefSeq, a predicted model, not a curated record